Triticum turgidum subsp. durum (durum wheat) is the source of this 1404-nucleotide messenger RNA. The record is from the annotation of a GenBank genome assembly. NCBI's taxonomy places the organism in Eukaryota, Viridiplantae, Streptophyta, Magnoliopsida, Poales, Poaceae.
AUGGAAGGGAGGGCGAAGAACCCAGCGGCGUCGGUGGCCGUCGUGGCGGUGCCGUUCCCGGCGCAGGGCCACCUCAACCAGCUCCUGCACCUGUCUCUGGAGCUAGCCUCGCGCGGGCUGGACGUGCACUACGCCGCGUCCCCGCCGCACGUCCGCCAGGCUCGCGCGCGCGUGCACGGCUGGGACGACGACGCGCUCCGCUCGAUCCACUUCCACGACCUCGCCAUCUCCACCUACGUCUCCCCGCCUCCAGACCCCGCCGCCGACCCGCCCUUCCCCUCCCACCUCAUGCCCAUGUUCGAGGCCUUCACCGCGGGCGCGCGCGCCCCGCUCGCGGCCGUCCUGCGCGAGCUCUCUGCUUCUCGCCGCCGUGUCGUCGUCGUGCACGACCUCAUGAACGCCUUCGCGUCCGAGGAGGCGGCGCAGCUGCCCAACGGGGAGGCCUUCGGGUUUUACUGCACCGCCGUGUCGUCCAUCGUCGGGCGGAUGGACGCCGGGCACCGGCUCCUGCGCGACAACGGCCUCACGCACCUCCCCACCCGCGUGUCCCAGGAGUUCCUGGACUACGCCAGCAAACGCGCGAUGGUGGCGCGGUCGAUUUCGGACGGCGCCGGCAUCGUCGUCAACACGUGCCGCGCGCUUGAGGGCGAGUUCGUCGACGUUGUUGCGGAGCAGACGGCGGCCGACGGCAAGAAGCUCUUUGCCAUCGGGCCGUUGAACCCGCUGCUCGAGGCGACGGCGUCGAACCAGGGGAAGACGCAGCGGCACGAGUGCCUGAGCUGGCUUGACCAGCAGCCCCCGUCAUCUGUGCUCUACGUGUCGUUCGGCUCGAGCUCCUCGCUCCGGGAGGAGCAAGCCGCGGAGCUUGCGGCGGCGCUGCACGGCAGCAAGCAGCGCUUCAUCUGGGUGCUGCGUGACGCCGACCGCGGCGACAUAUUCACGGACGCUGGCGACAACCGGCACGCCGAGCUGCUGUCCCAGUUCACCAAGCAGACCGAAGGCAUGGGGCUGGUGAUCACGGGGUGGGCGCCGCAGCUGGAGAUCCUGGCACACCGCGCCACGGCGGCGUUCAUGAGCCACUGCGGCUGGAACUCGACCAUGGAGAGCAUGAGCCACGGGAAGCCAAUUCUGGCCUGGCCCAUGCACUCCGACCAGCCGUGGGACGCGGAGCUAGUGUGCAGCUACCUCAAGGCCGGCCUCCUUGUGAGGCCGUGGGAGAAACACGGCGAGGUGAUACCGGCGACAACCAUACAGGAGGCCAUUGAAACGAUGAUGGUCGCCGAGGAAGGGCUCGCGGUGAGGCAGCGGGCAGAGGUGCUCGGGGAGGCCGUCCGUUCGUCGGCGGCUCAGGGCGGAUCAUCGCACAAGGAAAUGGACGACUUCAUAUCAUACAUGACAAGGUGA